Paramecium sonneborni is the source of this 720-nucleotide messenger RNA. Lineage: Eukaryota; Ciliophora; Oligohymenophorea; Peniculida; Parameciidae. The record is from the annotation of a GenBank genome assembly.
AUGUUUAAAGACUGUAAGCAUUGUCAAACUUCUUUAACUUUAGCAUAAUAACACUAUCAUUAAUACCUUUGUCCUUCACAAUAAUUUAUGAAAUAGAUUGCACAAUUAGAAUUUUUACUCUCUAAUUCAAAAAUCUCAAGUUAGCAAUUUCAAUAAAUAAAGGAAAUCUUAAAAUAAAAUAUAAAGAUUGUAUACUAGGAAGAUAUUUUAAAUAAAAAUAGAAUAUUUAAUGAUUCAAUCGAGAAAUAAGAAUGCCCUGAUGAUGAUAUCUUUUUCCUGAAUUCUAAUAUAUCCAACUAUUUUGAGAAUAAAAUAAACAAUUAAUUAAGUAAUCUUCAAGAAAAUGUAAAUACUCAAAAUGACACAUUUUUUGAGAGCCAUUCAGAAUUUUUUGAUUAUAUUUAAAAGGUAGACAAAUAAAUUGAUGAAAGAUCUGUUGUAGUAAAAAAAGAAAUGUUUAACAUGUCAGAAUUACUUUAAAAUUUAUAAUUCAAUGAACAAUAUCCCACUAAUCUAUCAAAUGUAAAUUAAAAUGAUUAUUAUAAGAAUAAAAAUAAAUGCUUUAGAUGUUGUAAAAUAUUCAAUAAUAGCAAGACUCUAAAUUAGCAUAUUAAAAAUGUUCACAAGCCUAGAACGAAAAUCUCUAAAAAGAAUAGAUAAAAAUACAAAAAAUAAAGUUAAGUCAUGCUUUUUGAAUAAUAUAAAAAUAUUAAUUAUUGA